GUUCUAGUAUGGUAGUACAGUACUGACCUCUUCUACUUUACUUUGCCUACUUAUAGUUCACUUUUGAAGAUGAAGGCAUUUCAGGUCCUGUUUGUUGUUCUCCUUACUGCUGCUGCAGCUGAGGGUCAGUCUUUCCACCGAGGUCGCUGCCCACAGCCGUCUGUCCAAGAGAACUUCGAUGUUACACAGUACAUGGGUACCUGGUAUGAAAUAGAGAAGCUCCCGGCCGUGUUUGAAAGAGGAAAGUGUAACCAAGCUACGUACAGUCUUCUUGAUGAUGGGACAGUCAAGGUUCACAAUGCAGAGCUGCUAUCUAACGGGAAGAUAAAUUCAAUUGAAGGUGUUGCUCAAGUCAAGAACUCCUCUCAGCCGGCUAUACUGGACGUCAGUUUCUUCAAAGGUGUUCCAGAUUCUCCAUACUGGGUUCUUUCCACAGACUACCACUCCUACGCUCUGGUGUACUCUUGUUCGGACUACUUUGGCCUCUUUCACAUCGACUUCGCCUGGAUCCUGGCACGCACACGGGUGUUGACGGAGGAUAUGGUCCGUCAGUCGCAUGAAAAGCUGGUUGCAGCUGGUGUAAAUGUUAAGCGCCUCACAGUCAGCGACCAGACAGGAUGUGAUGUCAUGAGCUGAGUUGUAGAGUAAAACACAUAUUCUUUGCCUUAACAGUAAUCUGCAUUAGACGUUCCUUUUUUAAAGUUUCCCACUUAUCAAGGACUCCGGGACUUUUUGAAGCCUUAAACAAUGAGAGGGGUCAUGGAUGUCAGACCCCCGCCGUGGACCACCAUGACACCACAACUGUCAGGACAGAAGGCACGUUAUUUGCAAGUAAAACGUUUUAGAGGUUUUCUUUAAAAAUGAAACUUUAUUCAUAAACAGUCUGGCUGUUACAGUGCCAUGAAAAGUAUUCACCCCCUUUCUAAUUACUGACUUAUUUGCAUAUUUAUCACACUUAUAUGUU
Molecule: messenger RNA, 964 nt
Organism: Cheilinus undulatus (humphead wrasse)
Lineage: Eukaryota; Metazoa; Chordata; Actinopteri; Labriformes; Labridae
Product: apolipoprotein D-like
Exons: 5
Coding region: 70-636 (188 amino acids)
Biological process (GO): brain development; lipid transport; tissue regeneration
Molecular function (GO): lipid binding
Source: RefSeq, a predicted model, not a curated record